AUGGAACAUACAUCAGAUCAUCCAGUAGGAGAAACAUGUCCUGACUGUCUACCCAAAUCCGGUCCUUCUUCCCCUACUCGACCUUUGAAUACAACACAAGGAGAUAUCUCCCCUCCUGUGAUUUUAUGCCCCAGAGUGACGAUAGAAUUCUGUGAUCGAUGUCGAUGGGCUCCAAGAGCUACAUGGAUCCAAACUGAACUUUUCCUGACUUUCUCAACUCCAAUACUCAAAAGUAUCACGUUGAUCCCUCUCAAUUCUCCAGAGACGGGUGGAAGGUUUAGAGUGUGGUUGGAAUUGAACGGUGGGAUAGAGUUGGUAUGGGAUAGAAAGACCGAAGGUGGUUUUCCAGAGUUGAAAGUUCUCAAACAACGUAUGAGAGAUAUCAUCCAGCCUGGUGUAUCAUUAGGACAUUCCGAUGGGGUUCAUUCUACAGAUAAAUAA
Tremella mesenterica DSM 1558 is the source of this 441-nucleotide messenger RNA. RefSeq lists its product as uncharacterized. The transcript is spliced from 3 exons. NCBI's taxonomy places the organism in Eukaryota, Fungi, Basidiomycota, Tremellomycetes, Tremellales, Tremellaceae. The coding region runs from base 1 to 441 and encodes 146 amino acids. The record is from RefSeq and is a predicted model, not a curated record.